GGACGCCGGGUGUGCGAGAGCAUCCGGAACGGUGGGCGGGAGGGAACUGAGAAGACCUAGCCUAGGUUCUGUGGAUUUGGACCUCCGCAUUUCUAACCCAAGAUCUCGAAAUGCAUCGUGAUUCCUGUCCAUUGGACUGUAAAGUUUAUGUAGGUAAUCUUGGAAACAAUGGUAAUAAGACUGAAUUGGAACGAGCUUUUGGCUAUUACGGACCACUCCGAAGUGUGUGGGUUGCUAGAAACCCUCCCGGCUUUGCUUUUGUUGAAUUUGAAGAUCCCCGAGAUGCAGCUGAUGCUGUCCGAGAGCUAGAUGGGAGAACACUGUGUGGCUGCCGAGUAAGAGUGGAACUAUCGAAUGGUGAAAAGAGAAGUCGUAAUCGUGGCCCACCUCCUUCUUGGGGUCGUCGCCCUCGAGAUGAUUAUCGGAGGAGGAGUCCUCCACCUCGACGCAGAUCUCCAAGACGGAGAAGCUUCUCCCGCAGCCGGAGCAGGUCCCUUUCUAGAGAUAGGAGAAGAGAGAGAUCACUGUCGCGGGAGAGAAAUCACAAGCCGUCCCGCUCUUUCUCUAGGUCUCGUAGCCGAUCUAGGUCAAAUGAAAGGAAAUAGAAGACAAGUUUGCAAGAGGAGUGGUGUACAGGAAAUAACUUCAUUUGACAGGAGUAUGUACAGAAAAUUCAAGUUUUGUUUGAGACUUCAUAAGCUUGGUGCAUUUUUAAAAUGUUUUAGCUGUUCACAUUUGUUUGUUGGAACAAUGACACAAAGGUGUAAUUCUCUAUGGUUUGAAAUGGAUCAUAUGGGGCAUGUAAUAUCAAGAAUUGUUACUUUACAAUGUUCCCUUAAGCAAAAUUUAAUUUGCUUUGAAUUUUGGUCUUGCAUAGGCUGAUAAAUAAACCUCUUAACUCCUGCCCAGCUAAAGUCAAUGUUUGUAACAUUAUGGAAAUAAAAACUGGCAAAAAUUGGAA
This is a messenger RNA of Odocoileus virginianus texanus, 961 nucleotides long. RefSeq names its product serine/arginine-rich splicing factor 3. Gene Ontology annotation, biological process: mRNA splicing, via spliceosome. Gene Ontology annotation, cellular component: nuclear speck. The record is from RefSeq and is a predicted model, not a curated record. Gene Ontology annotation, molecular function: RNA binding. Lineage: Eukaryota; Metazoa; Chordata; Mammalia; Artiodactyla; Cervidae.